Messenger RNA from Komagataella phaffii GS115, 1203 nucleotides. RefSeq names its product Small subunit of the ribonucleotide-diphosphate reductase (RNR) complex. The transcript has a single exon. Gene Ontology annotation, biological process: deoxyribonucleotide biosynthetic process. Bases 1 to 1203 code for a protein of 400 amino acids. Lineage: Eukaryota; Fungi; Ascomycota; Pichiomycetes; Pichiales; Pichiaceae. The record is from RefSeq and is a predicted model, not a curated record. Gene Ontology annotation, molecular function: oxidoreductase activity.
AUGUCUGUUCAAGAAACACCAACUAAGGGUGCCAAAGCUGCUCUCUCUAACCUAGACAUUAACUUAUCCAAGAAGGAUUUGACCUCUGUACUCCAAGCAGCUGCUGAUCAGAAAGAGAAGGUGAAUGCGCCAGUGAAGGAAGAGAGCAAGCUUGACGACGACCACAAGGCAUUUCUUGCUAAGCACAAGGUCCACCGCCACAAGUUGAAGGAGAUGGAGAAGGAUGAACCACUCUUAGUUGAGAAUAAACGUCGUUUUGUGCUCUUCCCUUUGAAGUACCACGAUAUCUGGCAAAUGUACAAGCAGGCCGAAGCUUCCUUUUGGACUGCUGAGGAAAUAGACCUGGGUAAGGAUUUGCAUGACUGGAAUAAUCGUAUGAACGAUAAUGAAAAAUUCUUCAUCUCGAGAGUCCUUGCCUUCUUUGCUGCCUCUGACGGUAUUGUCAAUGAAAACUUGGUGGAAAAUUUCAGUGCUGAGGUUCAACUUCCCGAAGCAAAAUGCUUUUACGGUUUCCAGAUCAUGAUGGAGAACAUUCACUCCGAGACUUACUCCUUGCUGAUUGAUACUUACAUCAAAGAUCCAAAAGAGUCUGAAUUCCUGUUCAAUGCCAUCGAGACCAUUCCAUGUAUCAAAGAAAAGGCUGACUGGGCCAUGAGAUGGAUUUCUGAUGACGAUGCAUUGUUCGCUGAACGUUUGGUUGCCUUCGCUGCUGUUGAGGGUAUCUUCUUUUCAGGAUCUUUUGCUUCUAUCUUCUGGUUGAAGAAGAGAGGUCUCAUGCCAGGUUUGACCUUCUCCAAUGAGCUUAUUUGCAGAGACGAGGGAUUACACACUGACUUUGCUUGCUUGCUAUUUUCUCAUUUAAACAAUAGAGCCAGUGAGGAAAUCGUUGAAAAGAUUAUCACAGAGGCUGUCGAGAUCGAAAAAAGGUACUUCACAGACGCUCUUCCUGUCUCCUUACUGGGGAUGAACUGCAGCUUGAUGUGCCAGUAUGUUGAGUUCGUUGCUGACAGACUACUGGUAGCUCUGGGCAACAAAAAGGUGUACAACGUCAACAAUCCAUUUGACUUCAUGGAGAACAUUUCUUUGGCCGGUAAAACCAACUUCUUCGAAAAGAGAGUUUCUGAUUACCAAAAGGCAGGUGUCAUGGCUUCUACAGACAAAACUUCUAAUGAUGAUGCCUUUGCCUUUGAUGAGGAUUUCUAG